AUGAAGCUGGCAUUAGUAGUCAUCGUAGUCGCUUUAAGCGGCUUCGUUGCAGUCGCUGGGCAGGUUUUGGAGCCUGCCAACCAGCAGGUGAAAUAUGCGGAUAAGGAAUUUUUGGAGAAACAAAAAUUUUUGCUCGAAAUCGUUUACCGCAUGGAGAACCCGCUGUUGUUCGAAGAAUAUCUGAAAUAUGCCAAGGAUUUUCAUUUCGACAAGUCUGACUACACUCAAUAUGACCAAUACAUGGAGACGUUCCAGAAGGCCUACACAUCAGGCUACCUAUUACCUAAAGGCGAAUUCUUUGGUGCUAUGGUAAAGUCGCACAUAACCCAAGCGUGGGGCCUCUUCAAUUACUUCUACUACGCGAAAGACUUUGACGCCUUCAUGAAGGUGGCCAGCUGGGCACGUGUGCACGUCAGCGAAGGCAUGUUCGUGUAUGCGCUCACCUUGGCCGUGAUACACCGUGAUGAUUUCGAAGGUCUGAUGUUGCCAGCAAUCAAUGAAAUUCUACCGCAACACUUCUUUACGAGCAAGUUGAUACUCGAAGCGGAGAAAUUCGAUUAUGACGUUUGGAGCAAACAGAUUAUGUACGAGAAGGAGUAUAAGGACUUGCUCUAUGCCGACAAUAAGGACUCAUAUAACAACUAUCCACACAUCUAUACCAAGGACUGGAAGACGUGGCAGUGGUGGAAAAUGAUGGGUCUGGGUGAGCAUUGGUAUCAUGAGAAGAAGUACAUGCUGCGCGAUAAUAUCGAAGAGUUCAGUGAAGAUGCCACCAAUAUGGAUUUGGUCAAUUACGUCAAUUCCACGACGAACUUAUUCUACAUGCCGACUGAUUACACGCGUGACUUAGAGUACGAUAAUGAGCACUCGAAAUUGUCCUACUUCACCGAGGACGUGGACUUGAAUGCUUAUUGGUACUAUGCCAACAUUGAUUACGCCUUCUUCUUGAACAGCACCAAAUAUGGCUUUGAGAAGGAGCGCCGUGGCGAGUAUUGGGCUUACAAUUUACAAACAAUGGUGGCCCGCUACUAUUGGGAACGUUUGUCGCAGGAGCUCGGCGAAACGCCAGAGUUCUCCGGUAGGAGCGUCUACGUACAGGGUUACAAUCCACAAUUGAUUGGCUAUAAUGGCAUCGGUUUUGGUUAUCGUCAAAACAAUUUCGAUUAUAAAAGAUAUGACAAGCUGCAUCAGUACAAUAACUUUUAUGGCUAUUAUACGCGCGUUACUAUGCAACUAGAUCAGGGACAUUUUACAACCAACAACGGCACAGUUGUUAAUUUGCGUAAACCAGAAGCCAUUGAAGUGUUAGCCAAUUUAUUGGAAUGCAACGCGGACUUAUUCGACUCAUAUUUCGAUACAUAUUGGCGCGUGCUCUCUCACACCUACUUUGCUAACGCAGAUGUCGAUGCGCUGCAUUUGCUGCCGCACACGUUCGUCAAUUUCGAGACAAUGCAGCGUGAUCCCUUCACACACAGCUACUAUAAGCGCUUCCUUCAAGUGAUCCUCAAAUUUAAAUCGUUCCUGCCACCCUACACCAAAGCUGAACUGCUACUACCUGGCGUAAGCAUUGCGGAUGUCCAAGUCAGCGAAUUGGUCACCUAUUUCGACUUCACCGACUUUGAUGUGAGCACUUUGUUAAAUGAUAAAAUGCUUUUCGUAGAUGGCGAAUUCAUUUGGCACACGACACUAUUGGCGCGCCAACAACGUCUCAACCACAAGCCAUUCACAUUCGAUUUCACCAUAGUGUCGGAUAAGUCACAAAAGGUGGUCAUACGUGCCUUCCUCGGUCCGAAAUUCGAUCAAAACAGACGUAGUCUUUCGUUGGCGCAAAAUCACGACAGUUUCAUUGAAAUCGAUGAAUUUAUCUAUCAGUUGGCUGCUGGCAAGAAUACAAUCAAGCGCAGCUCGCAGGACUUCUACUGGACUAUUGAUGAUCGCUCCACCUACACCGAGCUCUACAAGUCGGUAAUAUUGGCCUACGAGGGUGCGCAUCAGUUCUCGUUGAAUGCAAGUCAGCCGCAUUGUGGAUUCCCCGAUCGUCUUUUAUUGCCUCAGGGUUGGGAGAAGGGUUUCCCAAUGCAGUUAUUCUUCUUUGUCGCACCCUAUACUGGUGCUCAUGAGCACUUCCCUAGCUACACUUCGUAUACGUGCGGUGUUGGUUCGGGAAAACGCUACAUCGAUGACUUACCAUUCGGCUAUCCAAUAGAUCGGCCGAUCGAUGAAGUGGAAUUCUUUGUUCCCAAUAUGUUCAUGAAGAAUGUAAAAGUGUAUCAUGAGGAUAAGUUAGAGAAGUACUUUGACAAGAAGUACGAGAAUUUCGGCAACUUCGAUUAUGCAUAUUAAUUGUCAUAGCGGUAAGAAUUAUAGGUACGAAGAGA
Anastrepha obliqua is the source of this 2378-nucleotide messenger RNA. Its product is annotated as arylphorin subunit C223-like. NCBI's taxonomy places the organism in Eukaryota, Metazoa, Arthropoda, Insecta, Diptera, Tephritidae. The record is from RefSeq and is a predicted model, not a curated record. Bases 1 to 2343 code for a protein of 780 amino acids. The transcript has 2 exons.